AUGAAACUUAUUACUAUUGCAAAGAUCCUUACGUAUCUUUUUUGGGUCGGGGACUGUGACCAAGAGGAGAAGCCAUUAUUUUAUGAAAGCUGGAAAAUACUUGAUGACGAAAAUGAUUCGAUAAAGAUAAAAAGUUCUCACAUUCUUGCUUUCAGGUCUGAUAAAGCAAGACAACAUCUGAUUAUGAUGUCUGAAAUUACGGAAUAUAUGUCAAAUGGAAAAGAGCAGAACUACGUAAUGAUUCAAUACAAUGGUACCUCAUAUAAAUUUGCUGAAAUUGCUAGCUAUAAUAGCUUUGAUGUAAAUGAAGAAAAAGGUAUGGCUUAUUUUCACAACUCUGCCAAAUCCCCAGACACAGACGGUAAUCUUAGGAUAUACUGAAUAAAUUAUGCUGACGCUAAAAUGAAGGAAGUUAAAGUUUAUAAUAUAACAAACCUGGGGCUCAGAUUAAUGGCUCCAGAGUUUGGUAGAUUGAAAGUGAUUGAACAGACAAAUAAGGUUGUUUUUACAGCAAAAGAUACUGAUUCCAGAAAGUAUAUCUGCCUUUUUGAGGAAAAUAAGGAAGUGGGAGACAAACCAAGUGCUAAAAUAAAUUGUAUCAGGCUAAGAAACCAGGCUUGGGGUGAAACCUUUAUCCAUUAUGAUGAUGGUAUUAAUAAAUCAAAAGUUCUGUUCUCAAAGAAGGCAGAUGCCAAGAGAAUCACAUUACAAAUUAUUGACUUUGACUAUGAAAAUGAAAUAUCUUAUUGGAUUGACACCCCAGAAACCCUAAGCGAUAAUAUGCCAAUCAGUGACGGGUAUUACUAUAAGUAUGACAAUACUGACCAAGUUGGAUACUUCUACUUGUUUGCAUGUUUUGGCCAAAGAUUGGUAUUAUAUAAAUUUGAUGCAGUUAGGGAUACACUACAUCUUGGCAACGAGACUUACCAGAUGAAAUUGAGCGAGUCAUUAACUAAAAUUACCUUCAUUGACACUAUAAACGAUACCAAUUACUGACUGUUUUCUUCUAAAUCUUCAAAUAAAGGAGGAAGCUUACAAGAAGAAAAGACUUUUCUGACAAUUUUUAGCAUUAAACAGAACAGAACACUUGUUUAUGAAGUGAACACUAAAAGUAAUCGCAUUCCUCUUUUUCUGACCGACCCAAGACUACAUUUUGCAUUGAAAGAUUAUAAUAGACCAGAUGUUGACAAAGAAAUUUAUUAUGUCAAGUCAACUGUUCUUCUUGAAAGUGCAAAUAUAGCUGUGGGAAUAGAUUAUCAGCCAAAUAUCACAUUCCAAUGGCUUAUAGAAGAGCGAGUUACUCUAAAAAUCAAUACUAGUAACCCUUAUUCCACCGUUAAUGAAUCUUCAGCUUUUGGAGACUCAAUAACUCCUAUAUUUUCCACUCGAAUUGAUACGAAAAAUGACAAAAAAAAUUUAACUAAAAAUUUAAAUCUUGCUCCAAAAUACAUCGACAUCAAGAAUGGAGAUAAAUUUUUUGUUGAUGCCACCCCUGAUCUUGAAAUUGAUCCAAUUGUAGAACUUUGAGACAAAAAGAAUGAUCUAAAAAAGGAUAAGCAUUGUGACCAGUUCAUUUGAACUUAUCAUAAAAACAAAACUGAUAAUAAUUUGGAAUGAGAACCUAAGAAAAUUCUUGAGUCUCCAAAAGAUUUUAGGACAUAUUUCGAUAAUAAAUAUAGCCUAUCUGGAUUUGAUAAGAAUACAUAUUACCAGCCAAUUCUUAUUAGUCAAAGCCAGUGUGUAAAUGGAUGAAAAAAAUGUGAAAAACUGGAUGAUCCUACCCAGAACAAUGAUCCAAACAUACAAAGAAAAUGCAGUAAAUGCUAUACUGAAAUAGGGUAUAUCAAGAAUGGAGAGAACAUUUGUGUUCCAACCUUCUAUUACUUUAUUAAAUACUCUCAGUAUGUACUAACCCCAGUCCUCACACUCCUAUGGGCCCUGUCCUGGAAGCAAGAAUACUUCAACUUCUUCAAACUACACAUCCUACACUACCAAUCUUUCUACUUGAUCCUGUUUAUUACUUUCAACAUGUCUAUUUGGAAGACAAUAUUUGAUGCUUUUAUAUUCUUCAGAGGGUUGAGUUUUCCAGCUGUCUAUUUAUUCCCUCCUGCUAUUACAAGGAUACCAGAGAAGACGACGGCAGAAAAGCAAGCUUCAGUCUUGGGGAAUAUCUUCAACAUUAUCAUUUGUUCUUGCUUUCUCUUAUCUUCUGUCUCAUACUUCUUUAUGUAUGUUUUAAGGUUGUGAGAAAAACUUGGAGUGAACAAAUUAGAGCCAAGCUAGGCUAUGCUAUUUGUUUGCUCAUUCAUUACAGCUUCUUUGGAAUGCUUGAUAACCUCAGGUGGCUUCUAGGCAGAACAUUUAGUCAUGAUGAUGAAGACAAGACGAUGAAGCCUUUUGAAUUAACCUCUAUGAUGAUUCUUGAAUACCUGCUGAUGGGAAUAAUUAUGUUUGUAUACUUCUGUGUUUGGGGUAGAAUUAUUAUGAAGUUCUUGAAAGCAGUCGCAACAGAUAAUAUUCUUGUGCUUAGAGAGAACCCAAUGGUGAGAGGACUCUGAGCUAACCACCCAAGCCAUUUCUUAUUUUAUCUAUUCAUUGAGAUUAAAUUUAUCAUU
Molecule: messenger RNA, 2615 nt
Organism: Moneuplotes crassus
Lineage: Eukaryota; Ciliophora; Spirotrichea; Euplotida; Euplotidae
Source: the annotation of a GenBank genome assembly